Messenger RNA from Bufo bufo (common toad), 2934 nucleotides. RefSeq names its product lysophosphatidic acid receptor 6-like. Gene Ontology annotation, biological process: behavioral response to pain; G protein-coupled receptor signaling pathway. Gene Ontology annotation, cellular component: membrane. The transcript has 2 exons. The coding region runs from base 110 to 1036 and encodes 308 amino acids. Gene Ontology annotation, molecular function: G protein-coupled receptor activity. NCBI's taxonomy places the organism in Eukaryota, Metazoa, Chordata, Amphibia, Anura, Bufonidae. The record is from RefSeq and is a predicted model, not a curated record.
ACAUUUCUACAUUUGCUCCUUCCACUGGCAGACGUGGAGCUCGCUGGUUUGUUUCAAAAAGGAGGAAAUCAUCUUAUUCUGGGGGUGAAGGUCAUCAAGGUCACCACAAAUGACCACCAACAAUAGCUGCAAGCUGGUCAGCCCUGUCCUGUACCUGACUGCGUACUCUAUAAUAUUACCUAUAGGGUUUAUCAUGAACAGUAUUGCCAUCUUCUUGUUUUUUUGUGUGAAUAAGCUACGGUCGCCCACUAUUGUCUACAUGAAGAACCUCGCCUUGGCUGAUCUGCUCCUGGUCUCCUCCAUUCCACUGAAAAUCUACUUCUACGUGGUAUCACCUUCACAAACAAGUGUACAGAACUGGAUAUGUGACAUCACCGGGUCAUUUCUCCUUCUCAACAUGUAUGGCAGUAUUUUCUUAUUGACCUGCAUUAGUUUUGACCGGUAUCUGGCUGUUUGCUUCCCUCUUCAAUCUCGGCGCUUCCGUCAAAAGGCCUCUUGGAUCUGUGUUGGUGUAUGGUUUCUCAAUAUAACAUCCUGUGUUGUAAUAUACAAUGUUUCUGAGAACCCUCAAACAAAUAGUUCUUGUUUUUAUGGUCGUCCUCAAAUUGUUGCUGCAACAGGACCCACAAUAGGUGCUAUUGGCAUAGGCUUUUUAAUUCCUCUUGGAGUCCUAGUCAUAAGCUCAACGGCAAUGUUGAGGUCCAUGAAGAAAAGUCAAGUUGUUCAAGAAGGACUAAUCAACAAGGUGAAAGUGAUCCGUAUGUUGGCCACCAAUGUAACUAUCUUUCUUCUUUGCUUCCUUCCAUAUCAUAUGGUAUUGCUUCUUUAUCAGUUCAUGGAAAACUGUAUUCUGGAAGAGGCCUACAGAAUCACUCUAUUGACAGCCUGCUGUAACACUGUGCUUGACCCCUUUACCUACUACUUCACCACCGAAACUAUUAGAAAUGUGGUUCGAGAGGAGAUCAAAGCAGGAAAGAGAUUUUUGGAGCUGUCUGAACAAUCGUCAGAGAAAAAUAGACCCAUUAUUUCCUCUUAGGAGGUCAUAAAAGAACUAUAUCAUGCCAUCUAAACUUCUAAUUGUUGGUAGGUCAAGCAUGUAACCUGGAAGUAACAUGAGCUAGAAUUGACAUGGGGUUGACCAAGGUUUUAUCUCCAGACUUGACCUCACUUUUGACCUAAAUGCAAGAUCAUGUUUUAAUAUAAAAGUUUCUUAUCAAUCCAUAGCCAAGUAAGAUGGAAAGCUUGAGGAUAAUGGUAGGAAGUUAUCAUAUGAAAAGUGUGGUUAUUAACUAAUUACUCAGUGUUGUUGACUCCAGAGCCGUCUACCAAAUAUGAAGUGUGAGUAAACUGGCUGACUGAUCAAGUUUCGGCUGUAGAUCUCUCAUUACUCAGAACAUGACGGAUAUACAGUUAAUAGAAGAAACUUACUAAAUAUAAAACUGUUCAAAAAUAUUUUUCAAACUAUGAGGUUAUUGUUGCUGUUGCUUUUAUGAUUUACCAGGAUCUAUGGUCAUCUCCAACCUUUCAGGUAUGUUAAUCUCCAGCCUUGGCUCAUUCAAAAAACUGUCCAAUGUUCCCCAGCCGCCUGCUCCAUAACAUUCAUAUGGAUGGUUUAGUACCUCAAAAUAAAAUUUAGGUCAUAUUUACCUGAGAAAGUCAUUCUAUAUAUAGAAACGUGAAUAUGAUAAACCAAUGGUCAGUGGAUGACGAGGAGUUCUUGGCAUGAUACCAUGCAUUUUCCUGCUCUUUCACAAUCACGAAUGGAUGAGGAACAUCUAUGAUCAUCCAAGUCAUCUCAUAUUUUGCUUUACAUAAUGCUAUAUAUUUACUUGUCUAAUCUGGACUGAUAUUGGGACAAACUGAAGAAGUCGUUUAUCAUGUAAAUAACUCCAUGGGUUCAUUCAGUGUGAGGCUACAAUGUUCAACACAGGAAACUUCUCCAUGUCCAACUCUACUAAAGUGGUUUCCUGGAUUUUUGUAUUGAUGAACUAUUCAUAGAUAGGUAGGCUCCUAACUCUUGGCAGCCGCCCCAUCUCCAGAUCAGCUAUUUAAAGGGGCCAUGGCUCCGAUAAGUUCUGUAGCCUCUUCACUGUUUAUAGUGCUCCAUACUCUCAACAUAACAGGCAAAGUAGUGGCCAUGCUGGGUAUUGCAGUUUUGUCCCAUUGGCGUGAAUGGGACAGUGCCUAAAAUGCUUAGGCUAUAGAUCGCAGCUGCCAAGAGCUGAGCCCACACCAAUCUGCCAUUGAUGGCCUAACAUAAGGAUAGGUCAUCAAUAAUAAAUCCUGUGAAACCUAUUUAAGUCUUGUGUUGAUGACCACCUGUUCUGUUUGGGUUCCACCAGGGGCAGAUGAAAAUUAGUAGAGACCCCUGGAAUGCCUUCAAUUUCUAGGUGAACAAACAUAGGUAGUAAAUAUUGAAUAAUUAGUCCCAAACUAAUGUACAACUAGCACUGUAGCAAUUUAAUAUAGACUUAUAAAACCGUAAUAAUAGCACCAUGCAAUGACAGUGCUAUAUAGUAUCCAAAUAAAAGUGCUCACACUGGGGCUGAUUUUAAAGGAAGACCUUUAAAGGUCUUGGUGAUAAAUGUAUAAUGAUUAGGGGCCUGACUGCUGGGGCUCCCACAAGAACGGGAGUCCACUAUGUGAAUGUGGUGGAAGGGCACUUACUUAACUACUGCUCUAUUUACUUCUAUGGGAUAGCACAACUAUCUCUGUCAGUACCACGGAAGUCCCACUGUAUUUGGAAAUCCAUGUUGUUCUGAUCAGUGGGGGUUCCAGCAGUAGCAACCUCUAAAGAUUGCCGGAGCAGCAUGGAGGACUAUUCAAUACUAUUGUUUGAUUCUAGAACUAGGGCCCAGAGUUCACAUCUGACCAGGGGAGGCAUAUCGAGAAUAUCCUUAAAGGGACGCUAGGUUCACACAAUUUUGGUGGCUG